This is a messenger RNA of Necator americanus (New World hookworm), 1338 nucleotides long. RefSeq lists its product as uncharacterized. Gene Ontology annotation, biological process: ubiquitin-dependent protein catabolic process; protein polyubiquitination; positive regulation of proteasomal ubiquitin-dependent protein catabolic process. Gene Ontology annotation, cellular component: cytoplasm; ubiquitin ligase complex. Lineage: Eukaryota; Metazoa; Nematoda; Chromadorea; Rhabditida; Ancylostomatidae. Gene Ontology annotation, molecular function: ubiquitin protein ligase activity; ubiquitin conjugating enzyme binding; zinc ion binding. The transcript is spliced from 12 exons. Bases 1 to 1338 code for a protein of 445 amino acids. The record is from RefSeq and is a predicted model, not a curated record.
AUGAAUAAGGAGUUCCCAGCGGAACAGAAGAAAGAACUUGAAGCAAUCGUCAGUUGUUUUGGCGAUGACUUUGUGUCUAUCGAUUCGAACGGCGCAGAACUUAAAGGAACUAUUUCGGUGGUUUUGGAGCCAAGGUCAAGCCCGAUUGUAAUUUCUGCUGCAGACGGAAAAGACUAUGGACAAUUUGAGACGACCCAACUUUCUCCGGUGAACAUAUGCUUCCAACUACCUGCACAGUAUCCAGCCGCACCGGCUAUCAUCGAUGUGGACUGCAUCUGGAUGCCCAACUCUAUGGAGCACGCAAUCUUGAGGCGAAUUGGUGAUGUUCUUCACGAGAACAACGGAUUGCCUGUACUGUUUUCGUGCUAUGAAGAGGUGAAGAAAUUUGUCGAGGGAACAGAAAUCACCGAAUUACAUUUGGGAGAAAAUCGCUUCGCUCGAAAUAAUAAAAUGUCACCAAGGGAAUUGCUGGAGGCCGCGAGGAAAGCGUGCGAGAAAGCCGAGAUGGACGAUUUCGAAGCGCAUUGCCACGACUGUGAUGUUUGUUUGGAAAACAAAUCUGGACGUGAAUGUGCACGAUUCUCACCGUGCAGACAUUCAUUUUGUAAGGAAUGUGUAGCUGCAUAUUUUAAUGAAAAACUCACGUCUGUAGAGAUCUCAUCUCUCACAUGCCUUAGCGACGGUUGUGAGUCCAGCGCUUCACAGCAGUUGAUUGUAGAACUUCUCGGCCAGGAGGCUUUUGAUCGCUAUGAGACAGUCCUACUUUCGAAGACCUUGAAUGGAUUGGACGAUGUUUGUGUGUGUCCUAGAAUCACGUGUCAGAAACCGGCUGCCAUCAGUAAAGCGACCGAUGGUCUUGCAACGUGUCUUGUAUGCGGUUACUCGUUUUGCACAAGAUGCCGUAGAACAUUUCACGGAGUUCAUCCAUGUCAAAAGAAAUUCGAUAUAUCUGUUUCAACUUUCGUUGAAAACGGAGACGGUACAUGGGGACUGCGAGAGGUGACGUUGCAGGAGUAUCUCAGAGCAACUCCCGAGGAAAGGAUUGAGAUGGGUUGGUGGUAUGGAGGAAUUGAAAAUUUGGAGGCUGAAAUGGAAGAAGCAAUGAAAAAGGUGGACGGCCACAGCUACAUGUGGAUUCAAGAGAACAGCAAAAGAUGUCCCAAGUGCGCAGUUCCAAUUCAGAAAAUCGAUGGUUGUAACAAGAUGAUCUGUCCCGCCUGUAAAACCGCCUUCUGUUGGGUAUGCGAAGUGAUUCUCGACUUGCGAGACCCAUACAAACAUUACAAUAGUGGUGAAUGUCAAGAGCCGCUCUUCGAAAUCCCUGAGGAUCUUGUCUAG